Brassica oleracea var. oleracea is the source of this 996-nucleotide messenger RNA. Its product is annotated as putative F-box protein At1g47790. NCBI's taxonomy places the organism in Eukaryota, Viridiplantae, Streptophyta, Magnoliopsida, Brassicales, Brassicaceae. Bases 438 to 908 code for a protein of 156 amino acids. The transcript is spliced from 2 exons. The record is from RefSeq and is a predicted model, not a curated record.
GGAGCAACUAUCGACAUUAGGUUCUUUUUUACCCAGGGAUCUAACCUCAGAGAUUCUUUUACGAUUGCCUGCCAAAUCUGUUGGGAGAUUUCGUUGUGUGUCGAAGCUUUGGUUAUCAAUCACCACCGAUCCAUGUUUCAUCAAGUCGUUUGGAACUACACGACCAAGUCUUCUACUCUGUUCAAUACAAGGUCACAAUAUGUUUGUUACUCCUUCUACUAUCAGGUCAUACUCUUCUUCUCAGCCUAUUUAUCCUUAUCCUAUGAAAGUUCUAGGAGAACAUUGUUACUUCUCCCAUAUGGAUUCCGUGCAAGGUUUGAUCUGCAUUGUAGAUGUAGACUCCCUGAAGCCCCUAGUUUGGAACCCGACCAUGGGACAAUUAUUAGUUUUACCAAAACCCAAAUUGAGCUCCAGACAUAUGAACGUGUUUUUAGGAUAUGAUCCAGUCACACAAAGUAGCAUCUUUUCCCCAAAGAAAAACAUGCUACGUCUGCCGAGUUUUUACCUUGGGAUCAGGGCAAGAAUCAUGGAGGACCGUCAAAACUAACAUUGAGCAUAGUGUUGCCUUUGCUUCUGGUCGAUGCAUCAUGGGGGUGAUAUAUUAUCUAGCUUUUAAAAGUGAAGGGUAUGAUGCGGUUGUUAUGAGCUUUGAUGUGAGAUCCGAAAUAUUCCAUAUGAUAGAACUACGCUCAAGUAUUCAUUGGGAUUCGCUGAUAACUUACAAGGGGAGAUUAGCUUGUAUUGAUGCAAAUAAUGAUAAAAGAUUGUGGAGUUUGGAGGAUGCAACAGAUAAACACAAGUGGUCGUUUCAAGACUUUCUCUCACCUUUAUACAAGAUGUUUGAACUACAAGGUUCCACUCAUGCUGAUGAUUGUUGGGUGUACAUAAGACAGAAUCUCAGGUUAUAGAGACACCAAAACAAGAAAUAUUUUGUUUGUUUUUACUAAGAUGUUUUCACAAUUUAAGAACCAAACUGAGAUGUGUUUUUGAUAUAUA